AUGUGUUGUCUUUGGAGCCAUGUCUUUUUCAGCUACCGCGAGUUGCAGGCGGCCAAAGCAUGCAUGAUUUUGACAAGGUGUCAAGAUGAGACCAGAUUAAACUGUGCCGUCCCCAACCACGCAACCUACACACCGCAUCGCCGUAUCAUUGAUCGAUUUCCCUCGCGCCCUGCAAAUCCCGCUCUUCGUGCAAGCCUGUCGCCCACUGCUCUAGCCGCCCCCUCACCUUCCUCCCUCCCUCCCUCCCUCCCUCCCUCCCUCCCCAUCCUCCUCAGUCUGACGGGCGCAAGCAGUCUUGUGCCAGGAAUCUGGUCGGACAAAUCAGCUCAGGACGUUGAGCAGCCACCGUUCUUCAAGAUGAGCGCAAGCACACACGAUAGACGAGAGAGGGCACAAAUUCUCCGGGUGAGCAUAUCCCAAGCCCUGGACAUCGGGAUUUGCGGAUUUGCGGACGUACAACUGGGCACGGCCCAGCACUGCGGGCCCACCCCCGUUGUCACGUCCACCCGUCCGUCCGAGCGGCGGUCUACCUCGGGCAGCAUGCCUUAUUCUGCCUGUGCACUCUUAGAUCUCGGCAAAGGCACAUCCUUCUAG
This is a messenger RNA of Cryphonectria parasitica EP155, 594 nucleotides long. RefSeq lists its product as uncharacterized. The coding region runs from base 1 to 594 and encodes 197 amino acids. The transcript has 5 exons. Lineage: Eukaryota; Fungi; Ascomycota; Sordariomycetes; Diaporthales; Cryphonectriaceae. The record is from RefSeq and is a predicted model, not a curated record.